This is a messenger RNA of Seriola dumerili (greater amberjack), 2820 nucleotides long. RefSeq names its product transmembrane channel-like protein 2 (gene tmc2a). Gene Ontology annotation, biological process: detection of mechanical stimulus involved in sensory perception of sound; vestibular reflex. The transcript is spliced from 20 exons. Gene Ontology annotation, molecular function: mechanosensitive monoatomic ion channel activity. The coding region runs from base 1 to 2820 and encodes 939 amino acids. The record is from RefSeq and is a predicted model, not a curated record. NCBI's taxonomy places the organism in Eukaryota, Metazoa, Chordata, Actinopteri, Carangiformes, Carangidae. Gene Ontology annotation, cellular component: plasma membrane.
AUGCCAAGAAAAAUUGAUGCAGCGACAAUGGAUGAAGUUGGGAUAGAGGUAGACGGGGAUUUGAGUGACAGUGACAGUGACGGUGAGAGGCAGGCAGCUGGGAGAGGAGGUGCAAGGGGAAGAGGUCGAGGCAAAAAAACAGCCAGUGAGGACGAGGAUGAUGAAGAUGAGGAAGAUGAAGCUCCCAGGGGACGCAGAGGUGCAAACAAGAAGAAACCUGCAAAGAAACGUGGCGGCGGUGAUGAUGAAGAUGAGAGCGAUGACGAAGCUCCCAAGAGGAAACGAGGAGGAGCAGCCAAUAAGAGGAAAGGAGGCAAAGCCCAGAACAGUGAUGAGGACAGUGACGAGGGAAAAGGGAAGAAGGGAAGGAAGGGAGGAGGGAAGAAAGGAGGGAAGGAGGAGGAGGAGAGUAAGGGUAAGAAGGGGGACACCAAAGGAAAGGACAAGGGGAAAGACAAGGAUGAUGACAAGGACAAGAAGAAGAAGAAGAAAAAGGACGACAGCUCAUCUGAUUCCAACUCAGACUCCGAUGAGGAGGAGUCCAUGUCAGAGGGAGAGAUGGCCCGGCUGAUGGAGGAGGUGGAGGAGAAAAAGAAACUGAUCGCCAAUAUCAGGAAUAAGCCGUGGAGGAUGAAGCGAAGGCUAACGCACCUGAAGGAGGCUCAAGAAUUUGUUGAUAAGUUUGAAGGAGCUUUGGGCAAAGGGAAAGGCAGGAAGUGGUAUGCCUACAAAGUGAUGAUGACAAAGAAAUGGAUCAAGUUUCAAAGGGAUUUUGAGAAUUUCAGAACAGCUUGUAUUCCCUGGGAGAGGAAGAUCAAAGAGGUGGAAAGUCACUUUGGGUCAUCUGUGGCUUCUUACUUCAUUUUCCUGCGCUGGAUGUACGGCAUGAACCUCGUCCUCUUUGGUUUCACUUUUGGACUGGUGGUCAUUCCUGAGGUUCUGAUGGGCCUGCCCUAUGGGUCGAUUCCCAGGAAAACUGUACCCAGAGCAGAGCAGGCCACGGCUCAGGACUACUCUGUCCUCAUGGACUUCAAUGGCUACUGCAAAUAUUCAGUCCUGUUUUAUGGCUAUUACAACGACCAGAGGACCAUCGGCUUGCUGAAGUUCAGGCUGCCUCUGUCCUACCUCAUGGUCGGGAUUGGCACCUUCGGCUACAGCCUGAUGGUCGUGAUCCGCACAAUGGCCAAGAACGCUGAUGUUGGCGGUGGAGACGGAGAAGAAGGAGAGUUCACAUUCGCCUGGAAGAUGUUCACCAGCUGGGAUUACCUCAUCGGCAACGCAGAGACAGCUGACAACAAGUACGCCUCCAUCACUACCAGCUUCAAGGAGUCCAUUGUGGACGAGCAAGAGAACCAGAAGGAUGAGAACAUUCACCUGCGGAGGUUCCUCAGGGUCAUGGCUAACGUCCUGAUUACCUGCAGCCUCGGCGGCAGCGGAUACCUCAUCUACUUCGUGGUGAAGAGGUCUCAGGAGUUCGCCACCAGGGACGACCUCAGCUGGUACGAGAAGAAUGAGCUGGAGAUCAUCAUGUCUCUGCUGGGUCUGGUGUGUCCUCCAUUGUUUGAGACCAUCGCUGAGCUGGAGGACUACCAUCCUCGAAUUGCCCUCAAGUGGCAGCUGGGACGCAUCUUUGCCCUCUUCCUGGGAAACCUCUACACCUUUCUGUUUGCCCUGUUUGAUGAGGUUAACACCAAGCUGGAGGAGGAGCAGUCCAUUAAGAACGCCUCCAUCUGGGCCAUGAAGGAGUACUACGCCAACUACUCACGCCUGAUCAACGACACCGAGUCCACCCCACCCCCCAUGAACCCCGCUGAUGUCAUCAGAGGACCCUGCUGGGAAACCGCUGUUGGCAUAGAGUUUGUGAAGCUGACAGUGUCGGACAUCCAGGUGACCUACCUGACCAUCCUGAUUGGUGACUUCGCCCGAGCCGUCAUCGUCCGCUUCCUCAACUACUGCUGGUGCUGGGACCUGGAGGCUGGAUUUCCGUCGUAUGGAGAGUUCGACAUCAGUGGAAAUGUUCUUGGAUUAGUCUUCAAUCAAGGGAUGAUCUGGAUGGGUGCAUUUUAUGCUCCUGGGCUGGUUGGCAUCAACGUGCUCCGCCUCCUCAGCUCCAUGUACUAUCAGUGCUGGGCCGUCAUGGCCACCAAUGUCCCCCACGAGAGAGUCUUCAAGGCCUCCAAGUCCAACAACUUCUACAUGGGCCUGCUGCUCCUCAUCCUCUUCCUCAGUCUGUUACCUGUCGUCUACACCAUCAUGACCCUGCCCCCUUCGUUUGACUGUGGACCAUUCAGUGGGAAGGUGAAGAUGUUUGAUGUGAUCAUGGAGACGAUCGACCUGGACCUGCCGGCCUUCAUGGGGACGCUCUUCAGCUACGCAGCCAACCCGGGCCUCAUCAUACCAGCUGUACUGCUCAUGGUACUGGCCAUCUACUACCUGAACUCAGUGUCUGAGGCCUACAAGAACUCCAACAUGGAGCUGAAGAAGAAGAUGCAGAUGGCUCGGGAUGAAGAGAAGAAUCGGAGGAACAACACGGACAGCACCAACCAGGUCAUGAAAGACUUGGAGGACCUUCUGCCGAACCGCUCCCUUGCCCCCCCAGCUCCACCAGAGCCUGAAAAAAAACCAGAGCCAGAACCAAAGCCAACUAAGACGAAGCCUGGUAAAGGCGUAAACCUGGAGAAAGAUGUGACUCUGGCAUCGCCCAACCCCAACGUUCAAAGACCGGUGAGCCGGCCACCAGGGCCGAGAGGACAAGGGCCGAUGCCGGGUCCAGGUGCAGGACCGGGCCGAGGCCGUGGGAGAGGGCCCCCUCCAAGAUAA